Molecule: messenger RNA, 495 nt
Organism: Penicillium waksmanii
Lineage: Eukaryota; Fungi; Ascomycota; Eurotiomycetes; Eurotiales; Aspergillaceae
Exons: 3
Coding region: 1-495 (164 amino acids)
Source: RefSeq, a predicted model, not a curated record
AUGUCUCAUCACUUCCAUGAUGCGCCGAGCCCUGAACCCGCCGAAGAUAUAGCGCAGAGUCCCAAUGAACAUGCGGUGGCAGAGCUAAGCCAGAUGAUGUUGCGCCGGUCGCUAGUUACGACUCGAAUGGUCAUGGGAAGGUUGUUGCCUUAUUACUUUAUGUACCUUUUCGCGAUAGGGUAUAUCAAAGAGCAAAAAUCCUCUCAGGGGUAUAUCUCCACCAAUUCCGUGUACCCAUGGUGGGAGGAACAACAGUGUGUCCUUGAUUCAGAGAGCACAAUUUCCGAUCUGGGACAUUAUAUCAAGGAGCAGCUUCUGGCAGAUGGUUGGAUACUGGAUCGAAGUAGACAUGAAGCCUCUUUGAGCCCAUUUCCCCCCGAUAUCGAUUCCGUGAUCCUCGCGCGCAGCUACAUUACCACCCUCGAAAACUGGCUCCUGAGUAAUGUGGAAGAUCCAGAGGAAACAACCCCAGUCGAUGGAGUUAUAGACCCAUAG